Molecule: messenger RNA, 1071 nt
Organism: Vespa mandarinia (Asian giant hornet)
Lineage: Eukaryota; Metazoa; Arthropoda; Insecta; Hymenoptera; Vespidae
Biological process (GO): chromosome condensation; negative regulation of DNA recombination; nucleosome assembly
Cellular component (GO): nucleus; nucleosome
Molecular function (GO): nucleosomal DNA binding; structural constituent of chromatin; double-stranded DNA binding
Source: RefSeq, a predicted model, not a curated record
ACAGUAAAGAACAUAUCUUUCAUCGGAUCUUGUCGAAUACGCUCUCGAAGAAGAAAAUUAAAAGAAGAAGGAAGGAAAGAAGAAGAUCCAUCUCUUUGAAUAAAGAAGCAAAAUUGGAACGAAUUUUUUGUUUAAAUUCGUUAUGGAGGAUACGGGAAGUAACGUAGGCGGUGGUGGAACGGUAAUUGAUAAUAUAAGUGAAACAACGACAACAGCGACACCAGCGGCAACGACGGUAAAACCAACAACUACGAAGAAGGUGGCAAAACCUAAAGCUAAAGCACAAAGGCCGAAAUCAACGCAUCCACCGACCUCCGAAAUGGUAACAGCCGCCAUUAAGGAUUUGAAGGAUCGCAAGGGUUCAUCCCUACAAGCGAUCAAGAAAUACGUUAUUGCUACGUAUAAGGUUGACGGUGAUAAGGUAACACCAUUUAUAAAGAAAUAUUUGAAGAAUGCAGUAUCGAGUGGUACAGUUGUACAAACCAAGGGAAAGGGUGCAUCUGGAUCGUUUAAACUUUCAAACGUUAAAACUACUGCUGGAGGUGGUGUUGGUACUACUGGUGCUGCUGGUGGUGGAAGUGGCGUUAAGGGCAAGGCACAACAACGUCGUCUUACAAAAGAAAAGAAAAUAACCAAUGAUAAAUUUGUUGAAAAGAAAACUGUUGCAGCACGUAAAGCAGCUGCAACGAGUACUGCCAAGAAAACUAAAACAACGCCAACCAAGAAAAACGAGUCCGUUAAAAAGUCUACCACCGAUCAACAAAAGAAAUCGAAAGUUACUUCUAGAGCUGCUGCCGCCGCUGCUGCAGCAGCUGCCGCCACCGCAGCAGCUGCUAAUCUUAACGUUGCCGAAAAGAAGUCUACGAAAAAACAGGCACAACCGAAAAUCGUAUGGAAAGCUAAGAAAACCGCUAAGGCACCCGCUGCCAAAACUAAAACACCAAAACCGAAGAAAACUACUACAACCGCUAAAGCUGUUGCUAAGAAAUAAUUAAUUUCUUUAUCGAAAAAAAAAUAUAUAUAUAUGUAUGUAUAUAUAUGUCUAUGCAAAAUGGCCCUUUUCAGGGCCAC